AUGGCCGUGGAGCAUGAUUCUGAUGAUGUAUCGGCUUUUGUGAAACAACUAGGAAUUGAAGCAGCUCUAUUCUUCGAAGUCGUCCAGGGAUACCAUGCUGAACUGGAAGAAAAGGAAACAGAUGCAAAAGUCCAACAAGGGCUUGCAGACUUUGAAGACUUCAACAUCAACACAGAUUUGCGACGCCAAGUUGACGAAAUUUGUUGUUUGCAAAGUGAAAGGGUAGCCGCCAUCGCUUGCGCAGAUCCAGUUGAUGCAAAUUUUCCCGUGGACACUGCGCUCCCUGCUAUUGCAAACGGGGUUGAAGAAAGUCAGUGGGGUGCGCAGACAUCUGUGCAGUGCUCUGUGCAGUCUGUAACCCACGUGGCAAAUGAAGAGAACCCAGAGAGCCAAGAGAACGAACAGAAUGAAGAGAACACAGAGAAUGCACAGAAUGAAGAGAACACAGAGAAUGCAAAGAACGAGGAAACCGCAGCAAACAAAAAGAACGAAGAGAACAAAAUGGACAAAGUUGAGGAAUUCAUCGAAGCAUUUGCUGCGGGACUGCCCAGUUGGUUCACUGAUGAAAACUACGUCGUCCCUGAAGCUCCCGAAGCUCCACACACGGCCUCGAGCUGCGUACGGCGGUGGGGGAAGAGACUCGAAGGCGAAGCAGAUGAAGCAGCUGAAGCAGCUGAAACCGAGCAGGUGGCUGGAGCGACUCUCAUUGGCAGCGUGAUGCGCAAGAUGACCGGUGGAAAAGCCGGCGGACCAGCUGGCAAUCUCAGAGCUGGCGGGAAUCCACAGAUGAUUGGCAGUCGGGUGGAUGGCGCAACAGCACAUGGGAAUCCCAUGAUUGGGGCUCCACUGGUUGGCACAGCAACAGCCGACACAUCGAACAUUGUGAAGCAUCACACAGUUGCGACGAGGGUCGGGCAGGCAGGGUGCUGCGGAACCAAAGGCAACAAACGGCUGCCGUUAGGCCUUGUCUCCCAGCUGGUCUCCCAGCUGGUGUUUGUUCUUGUUUCCGUUUGUUGGAUGGUGCGUCCGCCUUCCCGGAAAGGUUUCACAGGUGAGGCCACAGCCAAUGUCGCACAGCUUGCAAAGGGUACGUCACCGCUCGAGCUGGUUUUGGCAGCAUACCGUGGCCAGGGCAGCCACGCAACAGCUUCGAAAGCCGAAAUAGAAGCAGUUUGCACGGCUUACGUCGCCGCUCACGCUUGUCUUGGCGGCGUGCUGCGGCGCUUGCAGAGGAUAGCCACGGCCUCGGUUGAGGAGCCUCGAAAGCUGCAGCGGAGGGCCUACGUCGCUGCUCGGGAGCUUGCAGCAGCCUUGCAGCCCUUUUGGCGACGGGCUGAAGCUGCAGCGAAGCUCGGCAGCUCUAAGCUGCAGCGAUGCUUGGCAGGGAAAGCUCUCACAGGGCAAUCUCGUAUUCCGAAAGCACCCGGAAGCAAGAGGUUGCUCGUGCUCGCCUUCUUCUUUGUGGUUGAGAGCUAUGAGGUGAAGACUCUGAAUUUCUUGAAAAUCACUUCCUUCGAUGGGACAGUCCUGCGGGCAGAUGUCAGCCUGCCAAAGGCAAAAGGAUCUGAGAAGUUUCCAGUUUUGAUCAUGGCAAAUUCGUGGAGUGUGCCCCAGAUCGAGUAUGUGGUGCAAGCUCAAGAACUUGCACGUGAUGGAUACAUUGUGUUAGAAUAUGAGACGCGUGGUUGGUACCAUUCUGGAGGCGAGAUUGACUGUGCAGGGUUGAAGGAUCAGCGAGACAUUUCGGAGGUCAUUUCCUUCGCAUUGAAUCAAAGUGACUGGCAACCGGACAUUGACCGUGUGGCCAUGGUUGGAAUUUCUUAUGGUGCAGGUUUGGCAUUGCUUGGGGCCGACCGAGAUCCGCGUGUCAAAGUUGUGGUGGCGAUGAGUGGAUGGACCGUUUUCAUCAAUGCGCUCUUCAAAGGAGGUUCCCCAAGCAAGGUUUGGGGCACCUUGCUCGUGUUGGUAAGCCAUAUUGUUGGAAAACCAGAGCCUUUGAUUGACCAGGUAUAUCAUCAAAUGCUUGCAGGCAAUAUUACUGGUUUUGAAGAGUUCGCACAGGAGCGCACCGUGAACCUCUCAACUCUGGAGGCCAGAAAAGUGCCAAUCUUCAUGUCGAACAAUUUUGAGGACCGUGUUUUCUCGCCCGAUGAUGCGCUUGACUUUCUUGAGCGCUACGCAGGCCCGAAACGGCUGAUGCUGAACCAGGGCAUCCACGCUUCGGCUGAGAUUCCAGGUCUGUUUGGGCUAAAGAAUCACGUUUGGAUCGAGGCCAAGAAGUGGCUUGCUACUCACCUGAAGGGCGAAGUCUUUCCAGCACCGCCUCUGCUGGAAAUGCAACUCCGCUCCAACAAGCAGCAGCGAGAGCAGUUCGACUUGUGGCCGAGUGCCCGCAUUGAAUACACAACACUUGUGCCAUCACCACGAGGCAGUGCUGCCUUUGGCCAGCUUUCAACAGCACCAUCUUCGCAACAAUCCGAAACGAUAACGUUCAGCAAGUCAACUGGAAUCUCAGCAGGUCUGCCUUUUGUUGGAGAGGCAAUGCAGGUUUGGAUUGACCAUCGCAUCAAAUCCAAGCUGCUAUCAAGUUCAAGGCAACAUGCCAUUUGGUAUUAUAAGGAGGUUUCCGAUUCGAGGCUUUGCGGGACUCCGAGACUAACCUUGGACCUCACAGCAUCGCAUUCCAAGUGGCAGAUAGUAGCCUACCUCUUUGGUGUGAAUCGUCGCACCAAAGUCGGAACCCUGAUCAGUCAUGGAUCUGUCACCUGCUGGAAUUGCACAGCUGGCAGUCGAGGCACGCAUCAUAUAGACCUCCGCACACUUUGUGAAGAUCUGGGUGGCUGGGGCAUGGGUGGCAUUGGACUGGCUCUCAACAUGUUCUCGGAGCUUUACCAACCGGCCAACCAAGAGGAGAGUCUGGCAAUCAAUUUGCACUACUCCAGCAACUUUUCACUGGUCGUACCAAUCACGGAGAUUCGAGAUGGUCCAGACGAGUCCAUCAUAUUGAAAGAGCGCAGCGCGCGGGAGCUACCGUAG
Molecule: messenger RNA, 3036 nt
Organism: Cladocopium goreaui
Lineage: Eukaryota; Dinophyceae; Suessiales; Symbiodiniaceae
Source: the annotation of a GenBank genome assembly